Molecule: messenger RNA, 2887 nt
Organism: Beta vulgaris subsp. vulgaris (sugar beet)
Lineage: Eukaryota; Viridiplantae; Streptophyta; Magnoliopsida; Caryophyllales; Amaranthaceae
Product: serine carboxypeptidase-like 17
Exons: 14
Coding region: 731-2149 (472 amino acids)
Biological process (GO): proteolysis; secondary metabolic process
Molecular function (GO): acyltransferase activity, transferring groups other than amino-acyl groups; serine-type carboxypeptidase activity
Source: RefSeq, a predicted model, not a curated record
AAAGCCCGCUAAAAGAAUGUUUUCGCAGAUGGGUUAAGGGCUGCGAUUUUCCCAAAAUCCGCAGCCCUUUGUAAAACGAAGGCUGCGAAUUUUGGGCUAAUCGCAGUCUUUCACUAUUAAGAGCUGCGAUUUUUUCCACUAGUGACGUAACAUACACAAUAUACCUUUUAUAGUCUAUACUAAAAAGAAGAUAUUAUUAUUCUCAAUCACCUCUAAUUUAUAAAGUAGAGUUAACUCUUGAUCGGAUUGCCUUUCAAUCACCUUUAAUAUAUAAAGUAAUAGAGUAUAACUCUUGACCGGAUUGCCUUGUCAACCUUCAUUAUGAUGUUCUUUAGGUAUCAUUACACCAUUAAAAAGGUUAAACAUCCAUCAAUAGUACACAAAUAUAAUUAUCACACGGGACUAGAAUUCCACAUGAUGUGAGUUUUUGUCAUUGAUCCGAUCCUUAGGGAAACACGGAUAGGGCUACGUAAACUUUCAUCAUUGUGGGAGCAACGCACACACCAAAAGUCUCACGUAAAGUUUCCUCGUUAAGAACGUAAUGUCUCAUUAUUGAAACAAGCACCCAGAAAGUAACUUAGACUACCAUCUCAAAUUUAGAUCUACACAUCCUAACAAACCUGAUUUUCUAUCGUCAUAAAAUUAUUAUCCAAUGUGGCCUGCGCUAUAUACUAAUAGUAGAACUAGCUCGCAACAACAGAAACUCUAAAGAGAACUUUAAAAAAAAAAUAUGAGAACCAUAAAGGUUGGUUUCUGUUUCCUGCAGGUUGUGUUUCUUCUUACAAUAUGGCUGUCGAAUGUUCAUGUUGUUGUGCCUCGUUCUCAUAAGGUCAAAUAUCUUCCUGGCUUCGAUGGCCCUCUCCCUUUCUCACUCGAAACCGGGUACAUUGGUGUGGAUCAAGGAGAAGAAGCACAAUUGUUCUAUUAUUUCUUUGAGUCGGAAAAUAAUCCAAAAGAAGACCCGCUUCUCGUUUGGCUAACGGGUGGCCCUCUUUGCUCCGCUAUGUCUGCCAUCCUUUAUGAAAUUGGACCCAUACAAUUUGAAGAGAAAAAUGAUAAUCAAGCUUUACCAAAGCUGGUCUUGAGGUCACAUUCAUGGACUAAGCUUGCUAGCAUAAUCUUUGUGGAUUUUCCUACGGGUGCUGGCUUCUCUUAUGCUAAAACACCUCGUACAAAUUACUCCGGGGAUUAUAGGGCUUCUCAUAAUAUUAAUGAAUUUCUACGAAAGUGGCUAACAAAUCAUCCACAAUUCCUUUCAAAUCAUCUUUAUCUUGGUGGGGACUCAUACACAGGAUUUACUCUUCCCCUUUACUUUGUAGAUAUGGUUUCCGGUAAUGAGAGAGGGUUGCAACCAUUUCUUAAUCUAAAGGGAUAUAUAUUAGGAAAUCCUGCCACUGAUAGACUUAUUGAUGGAAAUUAUCAAGUUGCGUUUGCGCAUGGAAUGGGUCUAAUUUCUGAUGAAUUUUAUGAGUCACUAGAGGUUACUUGUGGAGGUAAAUAUCAAAUGGUAGAUGCAAGCAACAUAAAGUGUAGGGCAAUGAUUAAAACUUUUGAAUGGGGCCUUCUUGGAAUUCAAAUCACAAUGACAUUAGAAGAUUAUUGUGAUAUUGAUUACUUAAGAGAUCAUGAAGUCUAUGGAAUGAAAAGAAGGAUCAUUGCUGACAAUUUCAACAACCUACAUCACCUCAAACAACUUCGUGCCCGUAAUUGUCGUAAAGAAGGAUAUAUAAUCGCUCAAGAUUGGAUGAACAAGAGGAGUGUUCAAGCUAAUUUUCACAUUCGUAAGGGUACUAUAGGGAAAUGGAAAAGAUGCAAUUACGCACAUAAAUAUUCAUAUGAAGUUUCAAGUAGUGUUCCAUACCAUCUGGAACUAAGUGCCAAAGGAUUUCGAUCUUUGAUAUAUAGUGGCGACCAUGACAUGAUUGUACCAUUCUUGGGAACUCAAGCAUGGAUAAGGUCAUUAAAUUACUCGAUACUUGAUGAUUGGCGAAAAUGGAUGGUUGAUGGUCAGGUAGCCGGCUUCACAAGGACAUACACUAAUAAGAUGACAUUUGCAACUGUUAAGGGGGCAGGACACACGGCUCCAGAGUACAAGCCUAAGCAAUGUGCUUCCAUGUUUAAGAGAUGGAUACAAGGGGAGGCAUUAUAAUAUUCCUGUGCUUUACAUGGGAAAAUCAUAAAUAAUAAGAAAAUGUAUUGAGUAUAAAUUCUUAAUCAUUCUCUUAUUAAAUCUCAUUUGUGGAAUAACUCAUAAUAAAUCAGAUGGUAGUGCUCUUAGAAGUAGUUGUCUUUGUAGUGAUGCAACAAAACGAAGGAUCAUAUGAGUAAAGUUUGGGGUCGAAAAUGGUGUAUUUGUAUUUGAAGUGGAAAACGAAUUGAAUUUGUAUUAUAAGAACAUGAGGACAUGUUAAGUAACCUAAAGGAGGUAUUCGAGAAAAUUGAUUUCAAUACUUAACUCGUUUAGUCUAGAGUUGAUCAAGUUACAACCGAAUAGCGUUUGAGCAUUUUUUUGCGCCCGGCUAUUUUUUUUUUUUUGUUCGAAGACGAUUUUUUAGCAACUUAAAAUGAUUUGCAAAUAAGUAAUAUGUGUUCUAUCUUUUUGUUCCAUUGAUGAUUAGUUUUAGCAAAUUGGCCAUUAGACAUGGUGUCACAUGUUCAAUGAUUAACUAGCUGAUUUUAGUAUAUGACAUAUCCUCUGCUUGUAGUUGCAUUUACUAACUAUAGGUGGCCUUAUUAGGCCUAUGUUGACACUGGGCCAACAAACAAAUUUUUUUGCCUUUUGGGCUCCUAAUCUACAACAAUUUGAAUUUUUGGUCUAACUUUACAUUAAUAUUAUGUCGAUAAAAAUACUUAAAUUAUAAUUAAUUUUGGCAAGUAGAAGACCUUA